Molecule: messenger RNA, 1449 nt
Organism: Ustilaginoidea virens
Lineage: Eukaryota; Fungi; Ascomycota; Sordariomycetes; Hypocreales; Clavicipitaceae
Exons: 2
Coding region: 1-1449 (482 amino acids)
Molecular function (GO): acyltransferase activity, transferring groups other than amino-acyl groups
Source: RefSeq, a predicted model, not a curated record
AUGUCGUCGGCCAUGGAUACAGACGACAUAGUGUAUCAGACCAUGUUUAUCGAUAAUGCGUCGAUGCCCAGAGACCUGAUGUUGUCGCUCACUCUUCAUUUCAACGACAUUGGCGACUGGCGCAAGCUGGGCGGCCGGGUCAAGCGAGGCCAAGGAAGAAAGUGGGAGAUUCAUGUUCCCAAACGCUUCACCGCGGAUCGGCCCGCCGUGUCGUACACAAAGGCAUCCUUUGACAUGAAAAUGCGUGAGCACGAGACACUCAAAGACUUCCCAAGAAGCACGAGCGAUGCUUCGUUUCAGCCUACAGGACAGGACUUCUUUUCGGUAACAGUGCCCCGGAGCACCCCUAUGUCAAUCAAAGAGGUGGUAAAACAUGGCUUGCCCCUCGGGACGCUGCACGUCGUUACCUUUGAGGAUGCCACUCUUGUGACCAUUACCUGGCCACACCUGAUCGUGGACGGCAUGAGUCUCUCGGCCAUCCUCCGCGCUUGGUCCUCGGUCCUGGCGGGCAAAGAAGAGCAGGUCCCCUCAUUGUUGGGCAUAAACGACGACGUCAUGUACUCGGUCGGCGAGCGAGCAGACAAUCAGCCGGUCGGCGAGGAAACAGACGGUCAGCAGAAAUGGUUUUGGAAGAGCCAAGUUCUCGCGGGCUGGGGCUUCGUGGUAUGGGUCAUGCUGAUCAUAUGGAGCAUAAUGACCGAGGCCGUCGAAUACCGGACCAUCGUCCUGCCAAGGGCUCGGUUCGCGCAACUAAAAGCCCGGGCAGAUGAGGAGAUAGCCGAGCAGCACGGGGGCAAGGAUACAAAAGUGCCGUGGGUCAGCGAAGGCGAUGUCCUGCAGGCCUGGAUUCUGAGAAUGGCGGCGCGCGCUCAGGCGUCUCGACGCACCAUUUUCGGCAUCGGCAUAGUCAGCCUUCGAGACCGACUGCCCGAGUUUGCCACUUCUCCCCAGGGCGAGUUCAUUCAGAACAUGGUAGGAGGGUCGAUAGUCUCUCUGCCAAGGGAGGCUGCCGGGGAGUCAUUGGGAUCCGUGACGUUGCGCUGCCGAGAAGCUCUGAAGGAGCAGACUGAGCCGGAACAGGUCAGGGCCCAGCUCCGCUACCUGCGAGAGCUUUGGGAUGCAGGGAAGGAUCCACAGCAUCUAGUCGGGUCGCCGAGAGCUCAGACAUAUUACAUAUCUAACUGGAAGAAAAUGGACUUGCACCGAGUCGUCGACUUUUCGCCUGCCGUGCGGACAUCAGAAGACGAGGCGACGAGGAGCAAUCCUGUGGGCAGCCCGGUAAUCUUCAUGGUGAACCAGCGACGGGUUUCGGCUCUCAUGAGAACUGUGCUGGUGAUUCUAGGGAAGGACUGGGAGGGCAACUACUGGAUUACCGGGCGUUGUUCGCGCAAAUUUUGGGCCGUGGUGGAGCAAGCCAUCAAGCAGGAAACAUUGGAAGGGGGUUCGUGA